UCAUAUGCAUGAUAAUGUCCCAUAGGGGUCAAAACAAUAUUAUUAAGUUAUGGGAGCAUUCCAGCAUUCAGAUAUUAGUCUCCUUUUUCUGUACGAUGCAUAAAUGCAUCAGAACACAGAUUUAGGUCUGCUUUAAUGCAGUUCUGUCAUUUCUCUUUACCAUUCUCAUUGGCUGAUAAGAAAUUAUAGCUACUUGUGACUGUGAACUAAAAGCUUGCAGCGGUAGGCUACAUCUGAUAAAUUGACUCUCCACUAGGUAUCAAAUUCUAUAAUCUAGAUAUUGCCGUUGCACUGUUAUCACAAUGAGUUAAACCACUGUCUAGUUUCCGUUAACAAUCUUUGAGAAAUGUGAAACAGAUUGAUUUGAUUGCACUAUAACAUAUUUUAUAUGAAUUUCAGGAAUAUUAUAAUAAACUAUAGCUUAGUUAAUUAUAUUCAUGAUGCUUAAAUAUGACUUGUACACCAACAUAUCACCUUUUUUUUAAAUUACAAGUGUGUAAUGUGAAAUAGAAAAUCUUAGAGAUAUGUUCAUAAAAAAAUAUUACGAUGGGUUAAUUUGAGCAAUUAGAUAGUAAUCAACUCUGUCACAGAGAGGCAUUGAAGAAGGCGUGGAGAAGUGAACAGCUUUCAUAUGAUGACAGGACCUGACUUCCUCUCAUCGUGUUUUUAUAGCAUUAUGAUGCUUGACUUCACUCAUUCAUUCUCUCUGAGAGAUGCCCUAUCCACAAGACCCAUGCACAAGCCCUACACUCAUGCUAAGAUGAAGCUUCUACUUGCACUUUGUGCAGUUUGGAACAUCAUCCAACUAUCAGUGUGCUGCUCUUCUGGAGAAAUGACAGAUCGACUCACCUGUGUAUCUGAUUAUUGGUUUACAAUUACCUGUACUUUGAGCAUCACUGAUGAGCCUGCAGGUGUCAACAAUACCCACUACUGGUUGAAUUUUACCUGGUCUGGAGGAGUUGGGAUUACAUUCAAAUGUCCACUGGUGAAGAUGGGGGACAGUUAUGGUUGCACAUUUGUGGCCGAUUUUGAUAAGAAUGUAACGUACCACGGCUCUUCAUUUAAUGAAAUGGACUGUUUCGAUGUACAGCUUUGUUAUAACAUUGACUGCCAAUCAAACGUGACAGGCUUUGAACCAUUCAAAAAUAUUCAACCAACAGCUCCAAGUCAUCUCGCUGUCCAGUGGACUUCAGAGGGUUACAAAUGCACUUGGCAAAGUGGAUAUGAACACCAUCCAUAUCUAACAGAGUUCCCUUACCAACUCUUCUUCUACAAAUACCAUGGCGAUAAGAGCGAGGGGUUUUCUGUGUCCCCUCAAAACAAAUCUAUUUUAAUUGAUGCAUCUAGACUUGAGCCAGAUACCACAUAUGUUCUGAAAGUGAGAUCCGGGCUAUAUGAGUCCUCUGGAUAUACAGGACAGUGGAGUCCGUGGAGUGCAUUGGUGCAAUUGAGGACUAAUGCAAAGGAAGCAGAACCAACUAUAGUCCUUGUCCUCAGCAAGUUUGUAUUUCCAGUUUGUGUGAUUGCUGGAGUUCUGUUGUUUGUAUUUUACAACCCCACGACAAGAAUGAAGAUAAAAGCUUUCUAUGAUGUGCCAAGCCCAGCCCCUUUUUUCAAACCUCGCUACAAAGGUAACAAACAUUUCCAGGACUGGCUUGAGUCAGAGUGCAAUCUGAUACAAACAUACAAAACAGAAGAGCUCCUGACCAUCGAUAAUUUGAUUAUUGAGGCCAAACCUAUAGUAGAGGACCAGGACUGUUCAGCUACAACACCAUAUCCCCUAGCACAAGUUCACACUCCCUAUGUUGGUCCCUCAGUGAUGGACUGGGUCUGCAGUAACAGUCCAAAUGGAAAUGGUCCAGGGGACAUUCCUUACACCCAGCUGCCCUGCUCUCCCCUAGAACUCCAGUUUGGAGGGAAGGGCACCUCUUUCUCUCAGGACCCUUCGGUCGCCUGUGAGGGGGACUCUGGAUGCGAGGACUUAACACUCAGCCCUGAGAGCAGCUUGCCUAAUAGUCCUGUAUCUAGUGAGCCAGAAUGCAUCUGUACUGAUUACUAUAUCCUACACGAAACCUCUAAAGGUUUUAUCCCCACUGGUGUGUCCAAAGAGGUCUCUACUCAUCCCUUGAAUAGUUAUUGCAUAGAGGGACCAGGUAAGGAGGAAACCUGUGCCACUGAGUGAAGUUACCAAAUGUUACAUCAUAUGCCAAUAGGACACAGACGGCCUACUUCUUGGGUUUUGAUAAUGUACUGAGCAAGGGGUGUCAUAGUCUUUACAAUUUCCUAAAUUACAUAAUGUUGACUUAUGAUCAUUUGCAGUUUCUUUUUUGUAAUUCUGAAGUAGAAUUGUGUACUAUACUGUAAUGAAAUGUGUUUUGUCCGUUUGAAAUAUUGUACAUUUUUUUAUUACUGUAUCAAUUGUGUAAAUAGCUACUUUGGACCAGUUCAUUUCAUAAUUUGUCCGCACUGAUGGCACUAGAGCCAUUGAUCCUUCAGUAUGUGAGUUAACCACCAGAGGAUGCUGCGACUCAACACUUAGAGGAGAAAUUGGCGAGGUGCAGUUUCUUGGAUAACAAUUUGAGCUCUAUGUAAUAUUUUGAAAGUAGUUUGAUAAUCCUGUAAUUACUAUGUCCUUUAAUUUGUCUUGUUCGCUAUUGUAAAUACAAUAAUACAUUGGUAUGGUUUAUAUGUAUCGUUUUCUAUUUCGCAAAAAAGUAGAUGAGUAGUUAUAGUUAUCAGUAAAGACCAUUGCAACAAUAUAUAUGUAUAGCCAACCAAUGGUCUUCAACUUGCUUCAUCUUUCAUUCUUGGUGCAAUUUCAAAACAUGUGCGCGUGCUACAAAAUGAACGAGAGUAAAAUGUUUUGUUGUGAUAUGACGUCAUGUUUCGGGAAAUGAACCCAGUAUGCAGCUAGCUUGCUUUAGGACUU
This is a messenger RNA of Oncorhynchus tshawytscha (Chinook salmon), 2929 nucleotides long. RefSeq names its product interleukin 21 receptor, tandem duplicate 2 (gene il21r.2). The coding region runs from base 632 to 2182 and encodes 516 amino acids. Gene Ontology annotation, cellular component: external side of plasma membrane. The record is from RefSeq and is a predicted model, not a curated record. Gene Ontology annotation, molecular function: cytokine receptor activity; protein binding. The transcript has 9 exons. NCBI's taxonomy places the organism in Eukaryota, Metazoa, Chordata, Actinopteri, Salmoniformes, Salmonidae. Gene Ontology annotation, biological process: immunoglobulin mediated immune response; cytokine-mediated signaling pathway.